AUUUAAUCUUGAUUUUUUAUAUGUAAAAUCUUAAUAGAAUCUUUAUUAAUUUAUUUAGUGUAUAAUUUGAUUUUCUUUUACAGAAAAGAAAAGUUUAUUUAAUAAAAUAUCGCUUUGAGUUUAAAAUGAAAACGAAAUUGAAAAUUUUGUGUUUACUAUUGAUAGCAAUCUAAUUGUUUACUUACACAUAGUGCUAAUCAGAUGAUGGCUUACUUAAGUUAAUAUUACUGUAAGACUACUAAAAUGCAAGAUGCUUAGAUGGAACCUCGCCAGGAUUCUAUUUUAGAGAAGGUUAAGGAGAAGGUAGAAAUAAUUUCAUGAUUCAUCUUUAAGGUGGUGCUUGGUGCUAAGGUAGCAACGAAGAAGAAAUUAUUGAUAGCUGCUUAUAAAGAUCAAAGACAAGCUUAGGAUCUAGUUCAUUUUGGCCAUAGAAUAUGACAAAUUCUGCAAAUUUAGAUCAAUCUAUAACAAAAAACCCAGCUUUUUAUAACUGGAAUGUUAUAUUUGUAAAUUAUUGUGAUGGUUUUGCUUAUCAAGGGAAUAGCUAAAGAGAGCUAAAUUCAACUACUACCCUUUACUUUAGAGGGAAAGAGAAUAUGAUAGCCUUAUUUAAUUACCUACAAAAAAAUAUGAAUAUUACAAAUGCAAACAGAAUAGUUUUAAGCGGUUCAAGUGCUGGUGGUAUAGGUGCAACAAAUUGGAGCUAAUAUUUGAGAUCUUUAAUGCCUUAAAAAGUAUUAGUCUAAUUAAUUAGCGACAGUGGAUUUUUUGUUGAUGAUGGUUGGUUUAACCCUAAAAUGUGGUAACUAUAAAUGGAUAUUGCUUACAAUAAAUAAAGAAAAGAGAUAAUACCUCUAAACUGCUAAUAUUUAAAAGACGAUACUUAGUUGUAUAAAUGCAUUUAACCAGUUUAUAAUUAUUAUUAACUUGAAAUACCUUCACUUUUUUUGCUAAGUUCAUAUGACACAUAUGUGCUUGCUAUUUAAAAAUAAGUAAAAUGUCUAAAAACUAAAAAUGGAUUUUAUAGCUUCUAUAACUGCAAUGAUCAAUAAUGGAAACUUAUUGAGGAGCUAAGGACUAAGACUAUUUAAACUUUACAAUAAGUAUUUGUUGAUAAAAAAAAUAUUAGUGUGUGGACUGUUUCUUGUAUUAAUCAUAUGUUUGAAUUAGAUUACCCUUUUUACAAUUCUGGGUUAUUUACUUCUCCCUAUCCCAAUGGAGUUACUGCAUCUGAAUCAAUUGUUUAAUUCCUUAGAGAACCUUUUUCAUAAAAACAAUACAUUGAUAUGUCAGCAUAUCCAGAAAAUGAAAAAUGUAGCUAUUUAGUAACAAGCAAAAGUUCAUAAUUAUGA
Molecule: messenger RNA, 1352 nt
Organism: Tetrahymena thermophila SB210
Lineage: Eukaryota; Ciliophora; Oligohymenophorea; Hymenostomatida; Tetrahymenidae
Product: pectinacetylesterase family protein
Exons: 2
Molecular function (GO): hydrolase activity
Source: RefSeq, a predicted model, not a curated record